CUCAUUUUUCAGCGGAUGGCUUUUCGCGUUUUUGUGGGCGCGCGCAACGCCGCCCGGCCGAAGCGAGUUGGAAGGCGUGACGUCACGGACGAGAACUGUUCCGACUUGGCAAGAAAUAUAACCAAUAUAACCGCUUACGGUUACGAGCCUUCCGCGUCAAGCGACGAAGACGAGCAGGCGGCCGUAGACGUGCCGGUCAGGCAGCCCGGGCCAGCAAGAUGGACAAGGGACAUGCGCUCCAGGAUCGGCGGGCUGGCCCUGACCGUCCGGACCGCUGGUGUCCUUUGCCUCCUCCUCAAAGCCGGCGCCAUGGCGGUCCCCCAGUCAAGGGAGCUGCCCACGCUCAGGGAAGUCCAGUUCUGGAACAAGCCUCCCGUGCAUUCGCGGAACGAGCAGUGUCCCCAGGGCGAGGACACCGUGACGUUCGAGAAGACGGUGGCCAUGAAGCCCGCCUCGCGCCGGCUGUCGCCCAUGUUCGCGCCGCGCGAGGACUUCCGGUCGCGCGGCGCCGUCACGCUGGACUGCCUUCGCCGCUGCCAGUCGUCGCCCCGCUGCCUGGGCGUGGUGGUCAACUACGAGCACAACGCGUGCUUCGCGGCCACCGCGCUCGACGACGAGGACGUGGCCAACACGCUCGGCUCGGCGACCGACCAGCCGCCCCUGGUGCCAGCGUCGGACCGCUCGAACUACUUCGCCAAGAUGUGCGUCCACGGUCCAGCGUGCGACAAGGACUGGGUGAUGGAGCGGGUGCCCGACAAGGAGCUGCGCGGAUUCGACGACCGCGUGGUGUCCGGGGUGCCCAGCUGCCAGCGGUGCCAGGAGCUGUGCCUGCACGAGGCCUCGUUUCCCUGCCGCUCGGGCGAGUUCGACGCCCGCGCCAGGGAGUGCCGGCUCAGCUCGCAGGACAGGCGGUCCCAGCCGAGCGCCUUCGUUCCGGCGCAGGGACCGCACGUGCACUACUUCGAGAACCUCUGCCUGCCGGCGUCCUCGGGCCACGCGUCCAACUGCGACUUCGAGCUGCACAAGGACGUGGACCUGCGGCGGGCCGACCAGGUGCGCAGCGCCUUCAGCGCCGACCAGUGCCGCUCGCUGUGCGAGACGUGCCGCGAGUUCACCUGCCGCAGCUACAGCUUCGCGCCGGCCGCGGGCGUGUGCGCCAUGUCCGGCGACGACACGGUCAGCCUCGGAGGGUUCGCGCUGCGCACGACCCCCGGCGUCGGCUACUACCAGAGGCCCACCUGUCCGGAGCCCGUGCAGUUGUCGUGCACGCGUGAGUCGAUGGCGCUCACGCUGCACACCAAGGAUCCCUUCGCGGGAAGGAUCUACCCGCGAGACGAGACGGCCGGCUGCGACGUCCAGGGACGCGGAUCUCGGGAGACCACGCUCGUCAUGGGACUCAUGGAUCGGCGGUGCGGAGUCUCCGAGGACGACCGGGGCCGAUUCACGAGCACCAUUGUGAUCCAGCAGCAUCCGGUGAUUCAGCAGAAGGGCGACAGGAUCGUCAAGCUGUUCUGCGUUUUCGACACCGGAAACCGCACGGUCACCAACACCUACAAGGUGCUCGUGGGCGGCGUGGGUCCGGCGAGCCGAGUGCCAGGCGUGGUGAACGCGACGGCCCCCUCGCCGAACGUGCGGCUUCGCAUCACGGACCGAGCCGGCGUGGACGUGGCCGGCGCCAAGCUGGGCGACGAGCUGUUCCUGCGCAUCGAGAUGGACGACGACAGCGUUUUUGGACUGUUCGCGAGGAACCUUGUUGCGACGAGCGGCCAGAACGACGAUUCCAUCGUUCUCAUCGACAGUGCGGGCUGUCCUACGGACAGAAACAUUUUCCCCGCUCUGGAGAAAUUGCCCGGAGACAAGACGAGGACGCUGCAGAGCCGAUUUGAAGCCUUCAAGUUCGCCGACGACGUCGUCGUCCGCUUUCAGGUCACGGUGCAGUUCUGCCUGCACGAGUGCGCGCCAGCUACGUGCGCCUCGGCCGGGGCUCGGUCCUACGGCAAGCGUCGGAGGCGGCGACGUAUGUACUUCCAGCCGCUAGGCCUGCAGAGGCGCAUGAGCCGCCGGUCGGCCGUAGCUCCGCCGGUGACCCCUAGCGGUGUCGCCUCGAACGCGACGCCGGCGAGUGCCGUCAAGCCUGGCGCCGUCAAGAAGCACAUACUGCCUACCAUGCCGCUUCCCGAGUAUCCGCUGCAGAGGGAGAUCAUCGUGCAGGGCAUCGGAGGUGGCGCCACCGACUCGGGCGUCUUCAGCAGCCGGGACCGAACGUCCAGGAGCGACUCGCGCAUGGUCUGCGCCACCCCCAGCGUCCUGACCGCGGCUGUGGUGGCGGCCUUCCUGGUCCAGCUGGCGCUGAUCGCCGCUUGCCUCUCGUGCGUGGCGCUGGCUCGGCGAUGCGGCGAGAAGCGACGGGGACACAUGGACGACGACGACGACGAGGACGACGAGGUUGUGGCGACCACGCCGUCGUCCAGCAGGGUGACGCCAGUGCGGGCGCCACCGCCCCGUCGGGUCUGGACGUCCUCCUUCCGAUGACCUGGUGUCCUGUCCGCCCGCAGUGGACGUCGGUGAACACCGUUUGAGGAGCUGCGAGGAGCACAGGGAUAGCGGGGACCGCGUGGGACCAGAAAAUCGCCAGGCCUUAAUCUUGUUUUCCAAGGCCUGCCGAUGGUUUCUGGGUGACGGAGGGAGAAGGAGAGGGACAUUCCUCCCGCUCGUCAACUGCUUCUUGUUUGUCUGACAGUAAAUAACACAUUCUUUUGUGGGGGUGGGAGACUUUGUUACAGAAAGAUGCGCCCUCAUUAGCAAUGCCAAUUCCAUGAAAAGGAAACCGGUUCGGCCGGUGUUUUCGGAAGCCUGCUGUUAAUUUUGGAAGAUAGUGGAGAGGGGGCCGAAGUCCCGCUCGCUCGUAAGCUAUAAGCUCCUUCUUGUUGUUUUCACAGUAACCAACAAAAUUCCGGUGCGGAGGCGUAGGACGCUUUGAAGCCGAAGGAUGCGCCGUCACUGGCUAUGCCAAUUCCAUAACGCGACCACUUCAAUGGAGGGACUUGUAACUUAUCGAGCGUGGUGGGGGACCUCUUUUCGUGAGGACCAUUGUGGAUCAAACGCACCGUAAUGAAGUGCAAGGCGUACUUGCAGGCGUACCUGCAGGUGUUAACGCCACGAGUAACAACUCGGAAACACGACGACCGUUUGGACGUCAAGGCCAAUAUACAGUUCGAACACGGUGGACAAGUGUACUUACGGCUAUGCGGACUACAUCAGACCGACUUGACUCGUGAACCGCAGGGCCCGUUGACAGAACUGUGGACUUGAAGGAACACUGGCGAUUGUAGGGCGGACCGUACUUCGGACUGCAGGGACCAUCCACGAACACCCGGGACCCAGCCUGAUCUGUAAACACUACGUUGUACCGUAGUGAGCGGACGCAACUGCAAGGACUCUGCAAAAAUCGCUUUAAGCGGGGACCUCUUUGGACUGUCGGACCGGCAGCAGAAAAAUCUGUACGCGCGGCACCUUCGAUAUCUACGAGGCGCUAUGCCAGAGCAGGCAGACUUUUCGUUCGACCCCUUGUGUGACAGCGUACAACGUGAAUAGGCUGCGUCGCGAUGGCGGUGGCGAACGAGGGCCGACACAGGACACGUAAAAAUAGCACGGCACAACGAAGGGCGAAAGGCAUUGUGAUUUCUCGACGUGUUUACACGGCAGUAAUAACAAUAAAAAAGAGAACCGA
Dermacentor albipictus is the source of this 3730-nucleotide messenger RNA. RefSeq lists its product as uncharacterized. Lineage: Eukaryota; Metazoa; Arthropoda; Arachnida; Ixodida; Ixodidae. The record is from RefSeq and is a predicted model, not a curated record.